Messenger RNA from Xiphias gladius (swordfish), 1891 nucleotides. RefSeq names its product transmembrane protein 70 (gene tmem70). Lineage: Eukaryota; Metazoa; Chordata; Actinopteri; Istiophoriformes; Xiphiidae. Bases 131 to 853 code for a protein of 240 amino acids. Gene Ontology annotation, biological process: mitochondrial proton-transporting ATP synthase complex assembly. The transcript has 3 exons. Gene Ontology annotation, cellular component: mitochondrial membrane. The record is from RefSeq and is a predicted model, not a curated record.
ACUCCGGUGCAGUAGGUGGCGACAUGCACCUUUCGUGCUGGUUUGUAACCCGCUAUUAAACGAAGAAGAGGUAUUUCAAGCAGGUGUGAAAUUUCGGAAGUCAUUGAAUCGGACAGGAUCAUAUACAACAAUGUUUCUUGUAAAUAUCCCGCGUAAAUUACGACCCAGCGUUGUUUCCCAGUUGUUCAGUUACAUUCACAUUACGGCCGCGCAACACGGCGCGCCGUCUCCCGUGGCUUGUUUCCGCGGAGCUAGCGGGAAACAGCUACAUGCUGUCAGAAGGUCGUUCCUCAAUCUAAACAACAAGGUGCAGUCCCACUGUCCGUCCACCCGUUUCCUCUCUGCACAGACCCACUCCGAGAAUGGGAACCUCAUUUACACUGGCAGCCUGGGCAGCGCUGUUCGAGGGGUAAAGAUGUUCUCUUACAGCACCAGCGGCGCCAGCCUCUUCCUCAUGCCCCACAUCCUCCUGAAGACCGGACUAGGAGUCCAGAGCUUCGCCUUGCAGGCUGCUUUCUGUGGAGUCAUCGGCUUCUUCACCUUCCUCACCCCUGUCCUCCUCCACCUGAUUACCAAGGGCUAUGUGGUCCGUCUGUAUCAUAAUCCAGACAGAGACACGUACACUGCCUUCACCUACAGUGUCUUCCUCACAGAAAAAAAGAGCGUGUUCCACCAGAGCCAGGUCAGGAUCCCAGCCGUCAGCAAGAUGUUCACCACCCUCUACGUUGACAACACGGGGCUGCUCGUAAACCCGGACCUGUUCACCACCCCACACGACUACAAUCACCUGAUGGGCUACGAUAGGCCCUUCAGCUUCGACACAGAUGACAUGCAAAGACCUGAUAAGAGCUGAUAGACUGACUGCAAACAGGUUGAAUGUAGUGUUAUAUGAAUUACAUCUACAGCUCCGAACUGCACAGUACAUACACUCUGUUUCAACCAGGUUGGAACAUCAACCAAGGAUUUGGCAACCGAAAUAAUUUCUAGAUUACAAUUUUUUUGUCAAUAUUUUGAUGGAUGUUCAUUAUCAUGACCUGUUAUCUGUUUGAAACGGUUUCCUUUUGUUGGCAUCAUGGUUGGUGUCAUGACUAAAGAAUAGGUAGCUUGGUUUUAACAGUGCUCGUUUGCCAGUACCUCUACUUGAAGUGAGCUGAGCAGGGUGGGGGAGGUUGUUGGGGGAGGCUGAUCAUAUCCUGAUAAAAGAAUUAGUAAAGAAUUUUACGAAUCUGAGCAAGCAUACCAUGUCAGCUUUGCUUUCAAUACAUGGAUUCACAUAUUUUGAUCGGUAUCAGAAACCGUACUGAGGUCCAGCUCCAUGUCUCAGCAGAUUAUGGUUUGAUGUUUGCAGGUUUUUAAUUUAUUAAGUAACUGUCAUGACAUUAUCAACAGGAAGGAUCUUGGAGUUAAUAUUGACAAGAUUUUUUUGUCAGUAACUAAUAAAUUGAAAAAAUAUGAAAUAUGAUUGAAACAUAUAAUGAUAUAUGAAGAGUGAUUUGUUUAGCUGAAUAAAACUGAACCAGCCAGAGUCAUCGAUAUCAGUGUUCAGAAGAUGAAGAACAAAUGUUAUUGUAUGAAUCUGCAAAUCAAGGUUGGCUGGUAUUGAAAAGGUGAACCCAGCCAAUAGUUCUCUUUAUUGUACAAGUGGAUUUAACUCACGGACUCAAACACUGUCACCAAAUGAUUCCAACAUUUCAUAUCAACAUGCACAGUGGCCAGGUGGUGAUUACGAGGAAUGGCAGGAUAAUCUUUAUGCAAACAAAACUAAAACAAGACUAAACCUAGUAUGUGGCUGGACCGCCCUUUAUCUGUUUGCUUCUCUCCUCUUCUCUGUGCUCACGUAUACAGUGUUCUAAUACAAGCGAAAUUCCCAAUAAAGCUGUUCUCAUUUAAA